CCCCGGCCUGCCGAAGCGGAAUGUGUGCACUUAACUGCUGUGCCACCGGGCCGGCCCCCAAGGUGUACAAAGUGUUGAUUCGAUACAUUUGCACGGUGCCAUGUGACUAGACCCGUUGUGGAGCUAACACCUCCAUCUUGUCCCACAGUUAUCAUUUCUUUCUUGCGGAGGCAGAUUUAACUGUAUAAGACCAAGUAUGGGGUUUUCUUUUGCGUGGGGUUCGACUUUCAAACUUCUGAAUUGAGGUUGUUCGGAAACUGUUUCAUGUCUGGCUCCCAGAAGCAGAUUCUGAGAGGGAGAUCUCCCCGCACGAGGUUGGGGGCGGUGCUCUCAGGAUCCACACCUGGGAGCGGGUCGGGGAGCAGCAGCAGGUGAUGAACCCGGACGUAGUGGCCGCGAAGGUUUCGGGUGAUGCCCUGGGGUGCUCGGGCUGGGAUGGCCCUCGGAGCCGUCCUGGAUGAAGACAAGCAGCCAGCCUUUGCCCCCCACAUUGGGUGUCGCUGCCCCCAAGGAAGGGACACAGCCUUGGGAAUCGGCAGUCGGCGAUUCCAGGAGGGGGACGUGCUGAGAGCAGCCAGGAGCCAACACUCUCAGCAGCUGGGGGCUGAGUGCCUCCGCCCUGAAGGGGGUCAGGUGGCACAUCAUGGCGUCCAGCACAGUGACCUGAAGUGACCACGGGCCGUGAUUACCGAGGAGUGAUUGCAGAACUCUCCCCAUGGAAGGAGCGUGUGAGGAGCUGUGGGAGUCCACGUGGGGUGGCUUUAUGGUUCCCAAGCCCUCGGUUUGCUUGGAGAGCCCUGUGGAAGCCCACUGGGUUAUCUUUCUGAGGGCUGGGAGCCAUUUAGCCAUUUUGCCACACGAGAAUUUAUUGAGUACCUGCUAUGUCCAGGACUCUCUUGUGGUGCUGGGGAUUCAGUGGUGAACGAGAAGCCCCCUGGAGGGAGAGGGGACCCACUCCAGAUCUCUCCAAGUCCCUCUCACGCCCAGAGGGGUCUCCAUCCUCCAGGCUCAGGGGGUCCCUCCCCAUUAUACUCAGAGCCCUGGCACAAGGCCGGGCUGCCUGAGGGCAGGAGGGACAGAGCCCCCAGGCUGUUCUGCUCCAGACCCCAGGCCCAGCACUCAGCGACCCCUCCCCAGUCAGACCAUCCCUGCCCUCUGCCCACCUCUGGCUGGCUGGCGUGUGAGAGAUGGGUGGGCAGGUGGGCCAAGCCCUUUGUCGGGAAGGAACACACGUGCUGAGCACCUCAGCCUGAUUAACUUUGCCGCUUUCAACCCAAGUGGAGGGGCUUUUAGGGUCUUUCGGGACAAUCGCUGCCUCCAAGAGCCCCUAAGACAAAGCCACCCCUGACAGUUAUGCUGUGUGCUUAAAAUCUCCAAGGAGGGCUGUUUUAACUUUUAAUCCCAAAUUUACAAGCCUGGCUGACUGAGCAGUCUUCACUCAGUACCCAACUGCCGUCCCCCAUGCUGUUACACACAGGGUAACAGCAGCCUCGUGUGUCAGGGCAAAAGACUGAAAACAAAUGCUUGUGCUUGAUGGUACAGCCCUGCGCGGAAUACCAUACAGCCAUAAAAAGGAUAAGGCCACUUUGUACGUGAUGUGAACUGCUGAGUUGUACUAUGAAGUGAAAAAGCACAGUAUGGAAUACUAUGUACAUAUCCUGCCACUUAUAUAGAAACAAGAAGGAGGGGAGGAUGCUCAUACAGGUUUGCUUGGUCACUCAUAACAUCCAUUGUAGAUGCAGAAGAAACUGAUGCCACUGGCAGCCUCCACGUCAGGGAACUGAGAGGGUGAGAGACAGUGAGAGGGAGAUUGUUGCAAAUUCCUUUUGAACUUGGAACUAUGCGCACGUGGUACCUGUUCAAGGAUAACCAUAACACUCACUUCAAACAUAAAACGAACACUGUUUCUGAGUUCGCUGGUAAGCCCCUUGGGCUGGAGCAGGAGUUCUCGUGUCUGUGCUCCAUGGCUCAGUGGAGAUGCAGGGCAGCUGGAGGCCUCAGCGCAGCACAGGCUUCUCCUUCCUUUCCUUCCACCAAAACGUGCCCCGCCCCCGCUGGGAGCUGGCACCGCAGCUGUGGACAAGGAGCUCCCCCUAAUCACCUGGGGAAGGGAGGCUGGUUCCUGGACCACACCCCAGACCUGCAGGCCCUGGGAUCUGCAACUCUAACAGGCCCCCCAAUCAGUUUCGUGACCACCAGGGCUACAGAACGAGUGGGCCGGCACUUUGUGGCCACCUUGUCAAUUUCCAGGAAACACACACCCUAGGAUGGAGGCCCCAGAGCCUGGACAUGCGGCCCCACACGGCCAUCCUGACCGCCGCCCCUGGCACCCUCUGUGGAUAUUUGCUCCUGACAGCUUCCAGCUGAGUCAGCCCUCCAGUGCUGGUCAGGUUGACCAGUCCCACGCACCGGCUUCCCAGAGCCCCUAUUGCUCCAGCCGAAGACAAGAGGCCGGACAGCCAGCCUCAGACUCCUCAGGUCUGCAGGCACCAGCUGCUUAAUAAACUGCAGAUGAAGGGCUCUGACUCCACCUGCUCCUCGGCUCGCCCCCUCCUCCCAGGAGGCCUCAAUGGAGGAGAUCAGCCACACCUGGGCAGCUGCUGAAGCCUCCUUAACAAGGGGGCGGGCUGGAGAGGCCCUGAGCCCAUAAGAAGAGAGGGCUGGGGAGAGCCCCUGGGUUACCUGAGGCCACCGUGCUGAGUGAGGGCUGCAGUACAGGGCUGAGGGUGGUCAGCUUGGAGGGCUAUGCCAUGUCCUUCCAGAGCAUCGUCCACCUGUCCCUGGACAGCCCUGUCCAUGCCCUUUGUGUGCUGGGCAUGGAAAUCUACUUAGAUCUCAGGAGGUGUGCCCCCCAGAAGUGCAAGUCCUUCACCGUCAGCAGCUCCCUGGGGGUCCUGGUCGAUGUCCACAACUCGGUCCCAGUAAUGACCAGGGAGGAGGUGGCCACCACCCUGUGGCCCCUGUCUGAUUCCAUGGACGUGCUAGUGAAGAUGCUGUCCCCCAGCUCUGCCAUCGACGGGGACAAGGUCUUGGUCUCGUACCACCAGCCCAAUGAGGAGGUCCCGGUGGCCACAGCUACGCUCUACCUCACUGGCAUUGCUGUCUCCCUGGACGUGGAUGUCUACCGCAGAGGGCAAGUCGAGAUGGCAAGUGACAACCGGGCUAAGAGAAGCUGGGUCUGGGGCCCCAGCGGUUGGGGCGCCAUCCUGCUCGUGAACUGCAGCCCGGCUGACAUGGGCCAGCUCGCAGACAGGAACACCACGAAGGCGUUCUUCCCAGAGGAGAUGAAGAAUCUGUCCCAGAUGACGCUGAGCGUUCAAGGGCCCAGCUGCAUUUUAAAGAAACACCGGCUGGUCCUCCACACCUCUGAGGAAGAGGCCCAGAGGGCGAGAGUCUACCGGCCCCAGAAAGAUGGCUCCAGCACCUUCGAGUUGGUGGUGGGGCCCGGCCGGCACACCUACACCCUGCCCCCCCUCGAGAGCCCCUUGAAGGAAACCUUCUACGUGGAAGCUGUGGAGUUCCCGUCCGCCAGCUUCUCGGGCCUGAUCGCCUACUCCGUCUGCCUAGUGGAAGAGCCUCCGGACCCAUCAAUUCCAGAGACCCUGGUGUACAAGGACACCGUAGUAUUCCGGGUGGCUCCUUGCAUCUUUAUUCCCAGCACCCAGAUGCCUCUAGAGGUUUACCUGUGCAGAGAGCUGCAAGUCCAGGGUUUUGUGAACACAGUGAUGGAGCUGAGUGAGAAGAGUAACAGCCAGGUGGCAUCUGUCUACGAGGACCCCAGCCGCCUGGGCAGGUGGCUCCAGGAUGAGAUGGCCUUCUGCUACACCCAGGCCCCCCACAAGACGAUUUCCUUGGUUCUCGAUACCCCUCGGGUCCUCAAGCUCGAAGAUUUCCCCAUGAAAUACUCACUGAGCCCUGCAGUUGGCUACAGGAUCCAGCACACUGAGGACCACAGGGUGGCCAGCAUGGACUCCAUUGGGAACCUGACAGUGUCCCCACCUGUCACGGUCGGAGGGAAAGAGUACCCCCUAGGCAGGAUCCUCAUUGGCAGCAGCUUUUACCCCAGCAAGGAGGGCCGGGACAUGGGCAAGGCCCUCCGGGACUUCCUCUAUGCACAGCAAGUCCAGGCGCCGGUGGAGCUCUUCUCAGACUGGCUGAUGGUCGGCCACAUAGACGAGUUCAUGUGCUUCAUCCCCACCCAGGACAAGCGUGAGGGUGACAAGGGCUUCCGGCUGCUCCUGGCCAGCCCUAGCUCCUGCUACCAGCUGUUCCAGGAGAAACAGAAGGAGGGCUAUGGUGACAUGCACCUGUUUGAAGGGGUCAGGGCAGACCAGCUCCUUUCUAACGGGAGGGAGGCCAAUACCAUCCAUCAACUCCUGGCUGAUGAAAACAUGAGAAGGCAGAACGACUAUGUGCAGAAGUGCAUCAACCUGAACCGCCAUGUCCUGAAGGCGGAGCUGGGCCUGGCCGAGAGGGACAUCAUCGACAUCCCACAGCUCUUCUGCUUGGAGCAGCUGACCAACGUCCCCUCCGACCAGCAGACCGGGAAACUCUUUGCGAGGCCAUACUUCCCCAACUUGCUGCAGACGAUUGUGAUGGGCAAGAACCUGGGCAUCCCCAAGCCUUUCGGGCCCCAGAUCAAGGGUACCUGCUGUCUGGAAGAAAAGAUCUGCCAGCUGCUGGAGCCCUUGGGCUUCCAGUGCACCUUCAUUGAUGACUUUGACUGCUACCUGACUGAGAUCGGAGACUUCCGCGCCUGCGCCAACGUCCGCCGGGUACCCUUUGCCUUCAAAUGGUGGAGGAUGGUGCCAUAGGCCCGGACGUAGAGCUGCCAGCCCUGUCGCGGCAUGAAUGGCCCAGUCUCACCAUGCCCCAGCGCUCUGAUUCCUUGCCUGUUGGAGGACUGGAGAGUCGAGGCCCAACACCCCUUCCUCAUGUUCACCCGCCCUGGGUAUCGAGGGGGCGAGUGCUGCCAGCUCGGACCCCACGGGGAGCUAUGUUCAGCUGAGAAGUGGUUACCAAAUGUUCAUUAAAGCUCUAGCUGUCUCAACGCA
Equus caballus (horse) is the source of this 5054-nucleotide messenger RNA. It is a transcript of the gene PADI6, whose product is annotated as peptidyl arginine deiminase 6. The record is from RefSeq and is a predicted model, not a curated record. NCBI's taxonomy places the organism in Eukaryota, Metazoa, Chordata, Mammalia, Perissodactyla, Equidae. Gene Ontology annotation, cellular component: cytoplasm; nucleus. Gene Ontology annotation, molecular function: calcium ion binding; protein-arginine deiminase activity.